Messenger RNA from Cynoglossus semilaevis (tongue sole), 817 nucleotides. It is a transcript of the gene ier2b, whose product is annotated as immediate early response 2b. Bases 149 to 817 code for a protein of 222 amino acids. The record is from RefSeq and is a predicted model, not a curated record. NCBI's taxonomy places the organism in Eukaryota, Metazoa, Chordata, Actinopteri, Pleuronectiformes, Cynoglossidae. The transcript is spliced from 2 exons.
CCACGGCUCUCAUUUCUCUGCGUGAACGUCACGAGAGCCGAGCGGAACCUGUUCUCUGACUCCGGACUCAAGACCAGUCGGUCCAUUUAACGCACAACCGCUAAAUGUGCCAAAAGUACAGUGCGUAAUUGCGCAUAACUGAGGAACAAUGAGUGCCACAUCAACAGCCAUGGAGGUGAACGCUGAGGCCAGACGGAUCCUGGCGGUGUCCAUUAGCAAACUGUACGCGUCCAGGACCCAAAGAGGCGGACUGAGGCUCCACCGGAGCCUCUUGGUCUCUCUGGUCAUGCGGUCUGCCAGGGACAUCUAUCACGCCUCUCGGGAGAGCGAGGCCCCCGGGGCGCCGACACCACAGGAGCCCAUGGACAGCAGCCCCAGCUCCGAGGAGCAGAAACAGUUGCCACCCCAGGAAGCCGAGCCCGCACAGACCGAGCCUCAGUGCGCACUGAGCCCUGCGCCGCAGACUGCCGUGGAGGCAGAGGAGUGCGCGUGUGACAGUGAAAUCACAGAGGACAAAGAGAACAUGAGCCCGGCGGCGAGGCAGUCCAGGAAACGCCGGAGUAAGGCGUCGGCGGCGCCCGACUUCCUUCCCAGCAAGAGGGCGAGGCUAGAGCCCGGAGAGGAGCGGUACGCGGCCCCGCUGGGCAGCUGUCGCGUCGGGGCCGCAGAAACGCACGGUGACCUACAUCAGCGCGUCCCGGGACACAGCGAUGACUCCGGGUGGGUGAAAACCACGGAGAUCGACCCGCUGACGGGGACAAGGACUGAGACUGAGAGGCCGUGGAAGUUUGAAGGAGAAACUGGUUCAGUUUCCUAA